This is a messenger RNA of Brassicogethes aeneus, 1666 nucleotides long. The record is from the annotation of a GenBank genome assembly. NCBI's taxonomy places the organism in Eukaryota, Metazoa, Arthropoda, Insecta, Coleoptera, Nitidulidae.
AUUGAGGUUAAAAUAUACAAUUUGAUGUUUGUUGUUUAUGCAACCUAUUGCGUUUAAAUAUUAUUAAGUUUUAAAUUACAUUUAUUAAACUUUAAUGUUUAAAUACACUUUAGGUGAUAAUGUUUCAAGACUUUAAUCAAGGAGAUGAUAACAACUCAUCUCACUCAAAAAGCAAAAGAAAACGAUCCCUGGACAGAGAUGUCGACAAUUCUUGUCAGAUAAUGGUGGACAACUCCGAAAACAUAUUAAAAACACUGAAGAAUUUGUUCCAUGAAAAGCAAAUGUGUGAUGUGCAUCUUAAAGUUGGAAUAAAGAUUUUUAGCGCUCAUAGGCUUAUAUUAUGUGCCACUAGUGAUGUGUUUUAUGCUAUGCUAAUGAGGCCUGAAUGGACAGAAUGGCAUGAAAGCAACGUAGAAUUACAGGAACUACCCCAAUGUGAGGGGGUUUUUCAUUUAUUUCUUGAAUAUUUUUAUACUGGAAAGAUUCUUAUUACCCAUACAAAUGUUAUGCCAAUUUUAGCUUUGGCAGAUAAAUAUAUAGUAAAGAGUUUAUCACGAUUAUGUAUAGAAUACAUGUGUAAACAUGUACCUCAUGCAGCUUCACACAAUCAAUUGUUUUCCUGGUUGCAAUAUACGACAGCCUGUGGUCAUGACGAUGUUGCGGAGACAUGUCAAAAUUACAUAAAAUGGAACUUUGAGGCUGUGGCUAAUACGCCUGAUUAUAGUAAUUUUGAUAUUGAUAUGUUUAUUAUGAUUCUGCAACAAAGUGAUAUUGUUGUUUACAAUGAAAUGGUUUUAUACAAUUGCGUAGUUAGAUGGCUUGAAUUGCAGAAAAUUAAACUGCAACAAAUAGGGAUUACAGAUGAAGAGGUUGAAAAACAAUACAAAAACUUGGUUGAAAUGAUAAUGGAUAAUCUGCGGUUUCCGAUGAUGGCUCCUAGGGAAUUGGCCGACAUUUUAAUUUCACCUGUAAUAAGACACCACAAAGAGUACUUUGUUGACAGAAUGACCAUAGGUAUGAACUAUCAUAAUGGCCACACCGAAAGGUUAGAAAAGUAUUAUUCAAGUACAAAGGGGGCCCUAUUGUUGACGCCUAGACUAUAUACAUCGGAUAGUUGUAGUGCCUUUUUAACCAUAGAAAAUUAUGGAAACAUACAAAAUUACCACACUAGCACAUUUGUAUUUUCAUCGCAUGUAUCCGCAGCUGAAUAUGAGUCAAACAUUAUAAAUGAAUGGUUAGUGGAUUUGUACCCUAAAGGAGUAUGGUUUAAAAAAUGUCACUUAAUAGUUUGGCAAGGGACUUUGGAAGUCCCGGAAAAAAUAAUACAGACUAUUAGACUGUCAUUAACUUCGCGGGAGCUACCUGAAACCAACAUGCGAGUAAAGGUGUCAGUAUUAAUAUAUGGCAUGCAAGGUGGGGUGGAACAUGUCAUGGAGGUCAAAGAAAAAAUAUUUCAUUUCACAGAUCAAGAUAAAGUCAUGAAUUUUGAUAAUUUAAUACCAUAUGAAGACUUAAAUAAAAUGGCCACCACGUCAGACAAUUGGGUUUCCCCAUACCUAGUUGGUCCAAAUAGAGACCAGUUAAAAUUAAAUCUUGUUAUUGCGCCCAUAAGGUAAUAAUAAAUUGUUAAUAGAUGACAAUGUUUUUAUAAUUGUUAAUUAAAAAG